Mercenaria mercenaria is the source of this 3058-nucleotide messenger RNA. Its product is annotated as heat shock 70 kDa protein 12A-like. The record is from RefSeq and is a predicted model, not a curated record. Lineage: Eukaryota; Metazoa; Mollusca; Bivalvia; Venerida; Veneridae. The transcript has 5 exons. Gene Ontology annotation, molecular function: ATP-dependent protein folding chaperone; ATP binding. The coding region runs from base 213 to 1970 and encodes 585 amino acids.
AGUAAGCCUGUAAUAAAUAAACAUCCUCGUUCAAAUACUAGGAAUGUCGUUAAACCUAAGUAAAAUUUAAGGAAGUAAAUUAUAACGCUUAAUAUACAGAUUUGAAACUAGUGUUGUGUUUUGUUACUGCAAAUAAGCGUGGACUAAUAUUCAUCUUAUCAAGUGAAAACAAGCAGACGAAAUCGGUUUAUAUAUUUCAUCGUCGGAAGAAAAUGGCGGAGGACAAUUAUGUUUUAAUUGUGGCAAUAGAUUUUGGGACAACGUACUCCGGCUAUGCUUUCCAGCUUACCAGCGAGUAUGACCAGAACGAUCCGACAAAGAGAAUCCUGUCGCCACAGGCAUGGAAUGAAGGACCAACGAAACUGACAUCCAUGAAGACCCCAACAUGUCUCCUUCUAGAUAGAAAUCAAGAUAUUGAUUCGUUUGGUUUUGUCGCAGAAGACAGAUAUGCUGAUUUAUGUAUGGAUGGAGACAACAAGAACUGGUACUACUUCAGAAGAUUCAAGAUGAAGCUGCAUGAAACAAAUGGAUUAAAGAGGACUACACUUAUCAGUGACGAGACAGGAAAACAGCUACCUGCACUCACAGUAUUUAGCAAAUCCAUCGAAUGUCUGAAGAAUCACCUGAUUGAUUUACUUGGGAAGAAAAACUUUGAUGUGAAAGAAGACGAGAUAAAAUGGGUACUGACCGUACCUGCUAUCUGGGAUGAUACUGCUAAAGGCUUCAUGAGAGAGGCUGCAAAAGAGGCUGGAAUUCCCUCUCAUCAUUUGACUAUAGCACUUGAGCCUGAAGCUGCGUCGUUGUUCUGCCAGUACCUUCCAGUUGAGAAAUUCAGUGUCGGUGGACAGGUUAAGUUUUCGGACGCAAAGCCUGGUACUACAUAUAUGAUUGUUGAUCUUGGAGGUGGUACGGCUGAUAUAACCGUUCAUGAAAAGGUCUCAAGUGGAAAGCUGAAAGAAAUUCACCGUGCAAGUGGCGGCCCUUGGGGAGGUACGUCAGUAGAUGGCGCUUUCAUUGGUCUGAUCAGUAAAAUAGUAGGUGGACCAGUACUAGCUACAUUCAUGAGGGAGCAAACGUUCGACUAUCUAGAUAUGAUGCGCGAGUUCGAAUCAGUCAAACGUAAUGUCAGUCUUUCCACUACCGAAGACGUUAAGAUGAAGAUACCUGUCACACUUAGCGAGACAUGCAGCAAAGUGAGGAGGAAGGACUUUAAAGCGCUCGUGAAAGAGGCUGGAAAAGAUAAGCAAAUCACAUUCGUUGGCGACAAGGCUAAGUUCAAGCCGGCAUUGAUGCAAGAGCUGUUCAAAAAAGCAACAGAUAAAAUUGUAAGCCACAUGAAAGAAAUCCUUGAUACCAGUCCUGCUGGAAAGAAGGUGUCUCUCAUUCUGAUGGUAGGCGGAUUCUCUGAAUCUGCAUUCGUACAGGAUGUUAUCAAACAAGAGUUCCACGAGAAGAAAGGAAGAAAGGUCCUCAUACCAAAGGAUGCUGGCAUAUCUGUAGUCCAAGGGGCAGUCGUGAAUGGGCGACAACCAGGCAAUAUUACAUCGCGUAUACUUCGUUAUACAUACGGAGUGAGAAUUAGCCCAGACUUUGAACGUGGAAAACACAAUCCAUUAAAGCUGAUAACAGUUGCUGGCGUUGAUAGAUGUAAAGAUAUAUUUUCGAAGUUUAUUGACAUAGGUACAGAAGUUGAAGUUGGACAUCAAGUAGACGUAAGCUAUAAAACGAUCGAUCCAGCAGCCACGUUAUGCACAUUUGCGGUUUUCUUUUCAACAAAUUCGAACCCUAUGUAUACGGACGAGGGGUCAUGUCAACCACUGGGACAACUUGAUGUCGAUUACAAAAAUCCAAAUCACCAGAUUAAGGACAUCGAAGUUGACUAUAUCUUUGGGGACACAGAACUGCACAUUAAAGCGAAGGAUACAGAAAGCAGGAAAUCAUGCCAAACAACGCUGAAGAUGUUUGAGUAACUUUUGACAUAUAAAACAGUUUCCACAACUGAUACCAUACGUAUGGAAGACGGAUAAUGUAAGAUGAACUUUAAUCAUUUUCAUGCGUGCGCAUGUGAUUGUGUGUGUUCUUUAUAUGUACAUUCAUAUAUUUCUUUCUUGGUGAUCAACUAUUAAAUAAAUGACAGUUUUGGUUUAUUAUCUAAAACGUAGAAUCACACGUAGACACAUAGAAAGAAUACUAUUUCAAAGUGUUGUGAAGACUGCUUCCUUCUAUUCUCUGAAUAUAUCUACCAGUGCGAUAGAUAACCGACAUAUGUUGGAAACAAUGCCGUUGGUGACAGCUAAUUCUACCACCUGAAUGAUCCCGAUUGCACGUUGCUCACUUAAGUUAAAGACUUAAUGUAGUAUCAUGUUUCAGUUAACAACACCAAGAACCUACCUUUCAAGUGUUUGUCAAGGCAAGAUAUAAGAUAAAAAUCUAACUCUUGCGAACAGAAACAUUGGGCGUGAUCGGACAGUUAGUAGACUAGAUGUACACUGUUUAUAUUAACACAUAUAUUGACCCCUCAUUUUGUUUGAGAAUAGUUUCACUCUCGAUUAUUUAAUCAGCUGUUUGCACAAAAGUGAGUGUGUGUGCUUGUGGGGAUCCAAAUGUUUUCAGCGUUACGCGUGUUUUGUAUCUGGAUAACCACAUAAAAAUCUAAUCUGUAAUAUAAGCAUUACUGCUACACGCAGUUUAUUUUCAUUAUAUUAUACAUUGAAUUUAUUUAACCUAACCAUAGAUAAAUAGAGAAUAAUAGGUUAGUGCCGUAGAUGAGAAAGUUUAUCUGGCGAGGUGGAGGAGGUUAUCGGGUGAGCCGAAGGCGAACCUGAUAACGUUCGGGGCCGAGCCAGAUAAACUUUCUCCAUCUUAGGCACUAACCUAUUAUUCUAUUUAUCUUGUCUUUACUUCAUUUUCCGAUAUUUGGCAAUUUAUUUUACAAAAAUAAGUGUGCGACAACCGUUUUAAUGACGUCAUAUUCGUAAUGACGUCACUUAUAUAAUGUCGUAAUCACCGACAAAAUCGCAAUAACUUCUUCGUUUUUGAAUAAAAAUUCAUUACUUGA